AUGACUGAAGAAGGAGCAUCAAAUUUUGAGCUAAAAAAUGAUUUAAUAAAUCUUCGAACUAAUUUUAAUGAUCUUCAAAUAAAAUUUAUUGAAGAGAAGGAAAAAACUUUCAAUCUUGAAAAGAAAAAUUUUUUUCUUGAAAAUGAAUUGAAGGAAAUGGAUAAAAAAAUUCAAAAAAUAAAUUCGGACAAUGAAAAUAAAUCUGAAGAAUUAAAACAAUUAAUUGAAGAAAGUAAUAAGAAAAUUAAUAAUAUUGAGGAAUGGAUUAAAAAGGGAGAAGACUGUGAUGAUUUUAUGGAAGAAAUGGACAAACAGGACGAGCGAAUUUCGCAAAUGCUUGAUAAAAUGAAUAAAAAUAGAAGUUGA
This is a messenger RNA of Meloidogyne enterolobii, 366 nucleotides long. NCBI's taxonomy places the organism in Eukaryota, Metazoa, Nematoda, Chromadorea, Rhabditida, Meloidogynidae. The record is from the annotation of a GenBank genome assembly.